AUGCUGUUAUACCAAAGCAGCAGCAGCAGCAGCAGCAGCAGCAGCAGCAAGCUGCUGGUAAUGCUGCGAUUCACGGGGAAUCCGCUGCUGCUGCUCAUGGGCAGCAGCAGCAGCGACAGCAGCAGCAGCAGCAGCAGCAGCAGCAGCAGCGGUGACGGACAAAAGCAGGUGGAUGGAGUAGGAACAGCAGCAACAGCAACAGCAGCAGCAGCAGCAGCAGCAGAACCUUAUGUGCUGCCUGAUGGAACCCCGCUGCCCCCCUCUGUCUGUACAGCCAUAGAAACGACAGUGCCUGAGUUGUUUUUUUCUGCUGCGCUGCGGCAGCAGCACCGCAGCUUGCUGCUGCAGGAGUUAUACUCUUCUUCUUCCUCAACAGCAGCAGCAGCAGCAGCGGGAAUUGUAACAGCUGCCCAACACCAGCAACAGCAGCAGCAGCAGCAGGAAGCUGCUGCAGCAGCAGCAGCAGCAGCAGCAGCAACCACUGCUGGGGUGCUGGAGUGUAUAGACAGGUGCGCUGACGCCAUUGUAACAGCUGCCCAACACCAGCAACAGCAGCAGCAGCAGCAGGAAGCUGCUGCUGCAGCAGCAGCAGCAGCAGCAGCAACCACUGCUGGGGUGCUGGAGUGUAUAGACAGGUGCGCUGACGCCUGCCGCCGCUCCGCUAAGAGAGACGUACUGGGGGCCCUCGUGCUGGCGGGGGGCGGCACCCAGUUCCCGGGCUUCGUACGCAGGCUCAAGACAGAGGCUCAAGACAGAGGUGAGCAGCAGCAGCAGCAGCAGCUGCUGCUGCUGCUGCAACUGCUGCAGCAGCAGCAGCAGCUGAAACAGUUGCAGCAGCAGCAGCGGCAGCUGAAGCAGCUGCGAGAAACUUCAGCUGUAACUGCAGCAGCAGCAGCAAAAAGCAGUAACUGCAGCAGCACGUUGCAGCAGCAGAAGCUCAGAGUAGUAUUCGUAGCAGCAGAAGCACGAGCAGCAGCAGCAGCAGCAGCAGCAGCAGCAGUGUGUUGCUGUGUGUAUGCGUUUGUUUCUGUUCAGGUUUCGCAGCUGAGUUUCGCAGCUGAGUGGGUGUGGCGGUGGUCGCCCUCAAGGCAGCAGCAGCAGCAUCAGCAGCAGCAGCAGCAGCAGCAGCAGCAGCAGCGGGCUGCGUGUUGUAUGCAGCAGAGGAGCUGUAGAGAGACAUAUGGCUAG
Messenger RNA from Eimeria mitis, 1188 nucleotides. Its product is annotated as actin-like protein 3b, putative. Lineage: Eukaryota; Apicomplexa; Conoidasida; Eucoccidiorida; Eimeriidae. The record is from RefSeq and is a predicted model, not a curated record.